GGAUUGAGUAUGACAUUGAGGCCCAGGGAGUCUGUAAAAUGGCGCCCCUCGCUUCUGCAACGCAUAGCUUCCUUUGCAGGCCAGCUUUUAAGUAAUGUUUACCAGCGGGUAAUCUGAUUCAGUGCUUUGGCAGCCUCAGCUUGGUCAUUUUGAGCACCCGUGGAGGUCUGAUUAUCAAUUGGCACUUACUUUUAGCACCAGCUCAUGACGGGUUGAAGAUGCGCUAUGCAUGCAUAGAAGGGAUGGCCUGCACACAGUGUGGCCGAUUCCUAAGCGAGGUUGUUUGGAUCAUAUAGAUUGCCAGUGGAGCUAGUUGUGUUGCGUCUGUAUUUACCCUAACAUUUGCCCAAUGGAUCCCCUCCACAGCUUGCUAGGGGCUAUGGCUGCGUUGCCUGGGAAUCAGGAGGACUUGUCUGAAGCAGAGGCAGAGAUGAAGCUGGCACUUGAGGAAGCAUGUCAGGAAGCAGGAGUCAUCCUCUCCCCUGCCAUGUCGCCCAAGGCCCUCUGUGUGUUCAACUACAGAGAAAACAUGCCAGGUGUUGGGAAAAUGGCAGGCUGGCUGCGCAGCACACGCCGCCAGCGCAAGAUGCCGGCGUUCCAGCGCAUUGCCUCCCAGAGGCGCUGCAAGAGUGCAGAGGAGCUGCCCCGCAUGCAGGCCAUCAGCGAGGAGCAGAUCCAGGUGGUGGGCCCAGCUGCAGGAGGCCCUCAGCGCCUGCCUUCGCGCCUGCAGCGGGGCAACAGCGAGCCAGAAACGGGGCGGGCCGACCUGGAGGAUGCAGACCUCGACGAGGGCCUGGGCCAGACGGUGCGACCCCUCUCCCCCCUCUCCCCCGCAAACAUCCUGGAGCGCCUGGGCAGUGCGCGUGAGCUGGACAUUGCCUCCGAGAAGCUAGACUGGUCUGGCCUGGCGGCGGUGUACCGUACAGAGCACGCGGACGACCCCAGUGAUAGCGGCAGUGACGGCGUGAUGGAGAUCAAGAUCAACAGCGGGGGGGUCGUCUACUUUGCUGCGUUCCAGUACGCCAAGCCGCCUCGAGAGCAGGGCGAAGGUGGCCCUUCCGAAAGCGGGGGCACACACCGCGGCAGCCUCGGCUCUCCCUUGGGGCAGCAUCAUGCGUCCCAGAUGGCGGUCACCACUUCUCAGGAGGGGGCAGCCGUGGUGGUGCGGGCCUAUGGCAGCCAGGGCGUGACUCAGUUGACCUUCCCGUCCCCCACAGCGGCACCUACCGGUGCCACCUCUCCCGGGGCUCGGCUUGAGCCUGCUGCGCCCUCCUCCCCUCAGGGGGGCUCCGGGCAAGAGCUGGACACAGGGGCAGGGGUGGAGAGAAGCGAGGCCGCGGGAGCAGGGCUGAAGGUCCGCAUAGCAUCCAGGAUGUCGAGACCUAGCCCAGACAUACACGCUACUGAGCGCAGCAGCCUCGGACCGCCCGCCAACAGCAGCCGACCCCUCGGCGAUGGUGCCCCCUGGCAACGUCCAAGCCCAGUGCGGCAGCCGCGGGUGGAGGUCGAGGAGUUCGCUGCUUGCAUCAAGUUCGGUCCCAGCAGGCUCGCCACCCAGAGUGAGCGCCUGGGCAGUGAGCUGGCGCGGCAUCUGGGGGUGCCCACCCCGCAGGUCAGGGUCAUCCACAGCGGCUCCGAGGAGUGGGCCGCCAUCCAGGCUGCGGUCAACAAGGCCAAGAGCCGCGCGGUGGACAAGAUCCAGACGCUGGCUGCGGAGGGCCGCGGUCAAAGCCCUGCGUACAAGGCGGCGGAAGACGAGGAGCGCACGUGCGAGGAGCUGCUGGACGCGCUGCGCAUCUUCCGCUGCCUGCUGCUCAUGGGGUACGUGCAUGGCAAGUCGCUCAAGGACAGCCCGUCUGCCUUCGAGGGGCCCGUAGAGCAGGAGGCGACCGCGGCAGCGCUGGGGCGCGUGCUGGUGCUGGACCUGGUGCUGCGCAACGAGGACCGCCUGGCCGUCAAGCGGCUCGGGUGGCAGGAGAACGCGGGCAACCUGCGCUACACGGAGCGCCCCUUCGCCACCCCAAAGACGCCCGCGCAGCUCGCCGCCGAUGUAACAGCGGCGGCCGACCUACUGCGGAUCAAGAGCAAGGGCAGGGCCAAGGCGAGGUCUGCGGAGAACAAGUCGCGGGCGGCAGUGGUUCGAGAUGCCGGGGGGGGCAGUCCGCCGGCAUUAGUUCUGCACAAGCGCAGCAUGAGUGCGCCAAACGUCCGCGAGAUCCAGGAGGCCGCCAUACUCGAUCCCCUAACCGUCCCUGCUCCCAAGCCGUCUGCCCGUGGCUCCGUGGUGGUGAUCGACUCGGGGAUCCCCCGACGGCCCCCUGCCGCUAAGAUGGAGGCAGACCGCGAAAACUUUCCCAAGCUCAUGGAGUUGCUGCUGUGCGACGCGGACGUGGCGGCCGAGGUCCUGCGCGAAGUCAGCAGCGGGUACCUGCUGGCACCCUCUCCAGCUACAGACGGGGCUGUGGCGGGCCCAGAAGAGGCACCGCAUGAUGGCGCACAAGCAGGGGAGGCCCCGCUGGAGCCGACAACAUCGUCCCUCUUCUCUGACGCCAACCAGGCCGUCGACCUUUCGAGCCUGGAUAAGGCGGCUGCGGAGCGGCGCCUGGUGGAGGCGUUUCAGCGCGGGGUGCGCGAGACAGUGGAGGCGGUGCACGGGCUGCGGCCGCUGUUGUCGCGGCUGCACCAGCGACUGGACGGCCUGCUGCGCGCCUUCAUUGCGUGCAUCGGGGAGGUCGGCCGGGCCGAGCCACGGCCCUCGCCCAGUGCGCCGCGCCGCCUGUCCGGGGCGGGCCUCGGCCACAGCCCCUCUGGGCGGAAACCCCCCUCGCCCAAGGAUGCCAAGAAGCCGCUCUCCCCCAAGGACCCGCGCAAGCCCCCCUCGCCCCGUGACACCAAGCUGCCGACGCCCCCGGACGCUGUCCGCACCUUCAGCAGGGCGGGGUCCGGAAGUCCCGGGGAGAACGGCCGGGAGCCGGGCAGCCCGCUGAGGGGGUCGCCACUGCGCUUCACGAUCCGGCUGAAAGACUGGCAAAAGGUCGCCAAGGUGGACGACAUGGUGUCGGACAUGCUGGAGGAGUGGGACGCCAAGCUGCGACGCGAGGCGGCCGCCGUGUGCGAGGCGCACGGCUUCGUCACCGGCUUCCUCGAGUGGGCCGGCGGCCACUCCCUCGUCGACAGCUACGAGCUCAAGGUGCGGCUGGAGCACGUGCUGGAGCGCGUGGGGCUGAUCCUGGCGGGCGCGGAGGCUCAGCGGCCGUCGGCGGUGCUGCCGUACCUGUACGUGGGCGGGGUCGCGGCGGCACGCAGUCGGCACGUGCUGCAACACCUGGGGAUCACGCACAUCGUCAACAUGGCGCCCGAGGACACCCUCGGGGAGGACGGCACGCUCGGCGAGUUCCCCGACUGCUUCAAAUACACGCACUACCAGGCUCGUGACACCCCGACGGAGGACAUUGGUCGCUUCUUCGAGCCCGUGAGUGCGCUGAUCGACGCUGCUGCCGCGGGUGGGGGCAAGGUGCUGGUGCACUGCUUCGAGGGCAAGAGCCGCAGCGUGGCCGUCGUGCUAGCCUACCUCAUGCUGCACAAGGCCAGGAACCUCGCGCAGGCAUGGGCGGAGGUGAAGGUGGUGCACCCGCGUGCGGCGCCCAACGACGGCUUUGCGGCGGCGCUUGUGCGGCUGGAGAAGCGGCUGCACGGGCCGGUGGCGUCCAUGGAGUGGAAGGGCAAGAAGCCGUCCGGCCGGCUGUGCCCCGUGUGCGGCAAGAGUGCCGGCGUCUCCACCGACUCGCUGCGCGUGCACCUGCGCAAGGUGCACCCCGAGUAUAGGGCAGCCCCGCUGCCGCCUCCGGUGUGCUGACCCGCAGGCGAGUUUGUAUCUACAUUGCUGCGCAGGUAGACCAAACAGGUUAGGUCGCACGCUCGAGCAGUAGGUAGAGCUGACAAAAAGAGCAAUUGGUUCGGGUCUGCAGACUGUAGAGACGAGCUCGGACCCAGAACAGGGCAGAUGCAGGUGAGAUAAGAUAAUUGUAGUACAGUCACUGAAGUUUGUAUACCUUUUGGCAAGCAGCAACUAUUGGCCCCUAUUUUCCAAGAAGGUGGUUACAUCAAAUUAACACACUGGAUUCCAGUGCCUACGGCCGGUUCUGCCGAUUGACCAGACGCUGAAUUAUAGCAGAUACAUUGAUUUUUUUGACAGUGUUCCGUGUAUUCUAGUAGACUUGACAUGUACACUGAUUUGAAAACUGCAGAAUCAUAGCGUAACUAAUCUUAAUAUGCGCUCUUAGCAGUGCCUAGCUAGCUCGGUCCAUAGGCAGGCUUAUCAUAAGAUUUCAU
Molecule: messenger RNA, 4332 nt
Organism: Klebsormidium nitens
Lineage: Eukaryota; Viridiplantae; Streptophyta; Klebsormidiophyceae; Klebsormidiales; Klebsormidiaceae
Source: the annotation of a GenBank genome assembly